Melitaea cinxia (Glanville fritillary) is the source of this 902-nucleotide messenger RNA. It is a transcript of the gene tun, whose product is annotated as protein N-terminal glutamine amidohydrolase. Gene Ontology annotation, molecular function: protein-N-terminal asparagine amidohydrolase activity; protein-N-terminal glutamine amidohydrolase activity. Lineage: Eukaryota; Metazoa; Arthropoda; Insecta; Lepidoptera; Nymphalidae. The transcript has 5 exons. The coding region runs from base 19 to 672 and encodes 217 amino acids. The record is from RefSeq and is a predicted model, not a curated record. Gene Ontology annotation, cellular component: nucleus; cytosol.
UUUAAUACAGCUGUCAAAAUGUCGAUCAAUGCACAAGUGCAUCUCAGUAAAAAUGAAAAUAAUAAAAAAAGUGAUAAAAACAUUAAACCCUUGUUUCCCAAACAGGCUGAAUGUUCAUAUGUGUCUUGUUAUUGUGAAGAAAACGUCUGGAAACUGUGCUCUGAUGUGUCUUUGAGGGUUCCGGUAGAGUUGGACAGAUGUUUCGUUGUAUUCAUUUCGAACCCUUGCCGUACCGUGCCCUUGUGGAAACAAAGGGCUGGGCGUGAAGACGAUCGUCUAGUCAUAUGGGACUAUCAUGUUAUAUUCCUUUAUUCUGUGGACUGCAAAACAUGCCUUGUUUAUGAUUUGGAUUCAGAAUUACCAUUUCCAACAUUCUUCCACAAAUAUGUGACAGAAACAUUCCGUACAGAUCAAGUGUUGAAGUCUGAUUUUCACAGAUUCUUCCGUGUAGUUCCUGCCAAGCAAUUCUUACAACAUUUUGCCUCGGACAGACGUCAUAUGAAAAGACCUGAUGGUUCAUGGAUCAAACCACCUCCUCCCUAUCCAGCUAUUCGUACUUCAAUUGCAACUCACAAUUUAGAUGAGUACAUUAAUAUGGAUACAGACUCUGGCCCGGGGCAAGUCUUUAACUUGACUGAAUUUGUACAGCGGUUCUAUAAAAAAGAAAAGUAGUACAAACAUUAUGAAUAAUAGAUAGACAUAAUAUUUUUACUUUUUUAACGCCUUAAGUUGAUUAUGUUUUAAUAAUCUUUUGUUAUAUUUGUGCCGUUAAUUCCAUGAUUGUUAAAAAUCCUUAAGUGUGUGUGUAUCCACCUAUUUAGGGUUCUGUGAAAAAUAAAUACUAAAAGUCUGUGUAAUUAUCUGUUGAAACUUUGAAAGUGAGAGAUUCAAGUAAGCUAACA